CGGAGGGAGGGGGCAGAACAGAAGGCGAGAGGGGCGAGAGGUUGCGAGAAAAGGGGAGAAUGGCGUCCGUAUCGUCGCAGCAGAUGAAAAGUGUUGUUGUAGGUUUGGGGAGAAGUAACAACACGAAAAUUGUCGGCUUCCUAUCUUGUGUCUUGGACCAUCUCCACUUCAAGGGUAACUCGGCUAGUGUCAUCUGCGAGCUGGCCAAUAAUGUCUUCAGUAUUUCGCCUGCUAAUGACAGUCACCAUGGGCAUCAUAACCUCUCACAGACCGAAACAGUGUCACCCGAACUAGUCUUAAGCGACGGGCAUACCGUGGGUCCUGUCAUACUAGAGCAUGCAUCUCAUUGUCCAGUGAGGCAUUUGUCCGAACAAGAUCGCUCAAGCCUAGCCGAUUCUCCUGUAGCUGAUAAGAGUGUUGCAGUAGCUGUUGCUGUCCUUUUAGAAUCAUCUGAUGGCAAGGUCUUGAUGACUCAGAGAGCUCAGCACAUGCGCUCGUUCCCCAGAGCAUGGGUUCCCCCAGGCGGUCACCUUGAGAAGGAUGAAUCAUUGUUUACCUGUGGGUUGAGAGAAUUACAGGAAGAGACUGGAUUAAGCUUUAAACCUGAACAUGUAAACAUGAGUAUAUUAUGUCUAUGGGAAUCUGUGUAUCCUAUGAUGUUACCAUUUGGUCUUCCCCGAAGCCACCAUAUUGUAGUUUAUUUGUAUGCUAGAGCACCCUUCACAUCAGAUGAACUGGCAUCCAAGAUCAAGUUGGACCCUGAAGAAGUGAUGGCAUACUCCUGGUAUACACCUGAAACAGUUUCAAAAUUGAGGAGAGGGGAGCAAGAUUCUCUUAAUGUGUUCAUUCUUGAAGAUGCAACCUCAGGAAAACUAAAAACAGAAACUCAAGAAUUAAGUUCCAUGUUCAGAGGUGGAUUACUGUGGGCAAGUGGAGAAACUUUCAGUGGAACACAGGCAGCUCUUACUCGCUGGAGCCUUUUAAAAAGUAAUGCUAUUGUUAGUAAAAUAUAAUUAAAAUAGUUAAACAAAUAUUCCAUUGGAACUUGGGUUUAUUGGGUCAUAGCAAGGAUGUAAAUAAAACAUUCGAAUGAAUGUCAUACACAUGAAAUACUGUAUCGGAGUACUUAGUAGUAUAUGUAUAAAACUGUCUUUAACUACAAAUAAUAAAUCAAAAACAUUUUAAAAAACUAAAAAAAAUACAGGAUAUAUGUGAUGAUUGUUUUGGAAAUGGUUUCCUCAGAACUAUUAAAGACUGAUUCAUAUAUACACAUUUUUUGUUUUCUUGGCACAUCAAACACAUAAUAGGAUUGUCAAGCAAAGCAGUCAGACGAACAUUAAGUACUUCCCUUAUGUGUAAGAAGAAAUACAAUAUUGGACCAAAAGAAACCCGAAUGUAAUGUAUACUGCAAAAUCAGUUAUAAGUAAUGGAAUGAAUCAGUUGAAAAGUCCUACGGAAUAGUUCCCAAAUACUAAUGUUUGGCAGAUUUUAUGAAUGGCCAAUAAAAUAAGUUAUUAAAACUAAGCAUAAAUUACGAUUACACAAAAAUUUACAAAGAAGCAUUUUAAAACAUGCAUUAUCAGGACUAGGUCUGUAUAACACAGGCUGGAAAACAUGUAAACCAUAUCAGCAAUACCAAAGCAUAUAGAGUAAAAAUUAUCUGAGUACCCACUACAGCAAGAUGGUCUUUUCUCUUAAAAAUUUAAGUAACACAUGAUACAACCUCUCCUACUUUGUAGUUUUCAAUGGCAAAAGUUUUACAAAAUCCCAAUAUAAAAAGUGCAAAGCUCUGUUAAAUCACAGGAAAAUGAACAUGAG
Messenger RNA from Frankliniella occidentalis (western flower thrips), 1818 nucleotides. RefSeq lists its product as uncharacterized. NCBI's taxonomy places the organism in Eukaryota, Metazoa, Arthropoda, Insecta, Thysanoptera, Thripidae. Gene Ontology annotation, cellular component: cytosol. The record is from RefSeq and is a predicted model, not a curated record. Gene Ontology annotation, biological process: NADP+ catabolic process; NAD+ catabolic process. Gene Ontology annotation, molecular function: NADH pyrophosphatase activity.